This is a messenger RNA of Fragaria vesca subsp. vesca, 1373 nucleotides long. Its product is annotated as putative disease resistance protein RGA4-like. Lineage: Eukaryota; Viridiplantae; Streptophyta; Magnoliopsida; Rosales; Rosaceae. The record is from RefSeq and is a predicted model, not a curated record. Bases 525 to 1373 code for a protein of 282 amino acids. The transcript is spliced from 3 exons.
AACUCCCAUUCUUCUUCUUCUUCUUCGUCUUCCCAAACACUGCCUCCUACUGAGAUUGAAUAACUUGACAUUUGAGAGAAGAGAGAAGAAGUGAGAAAGUCGGGUAUGGGCAUUGGGUACGUGGGCACGUCGCAAAACGCGGUGAGGAUCCGACCACUACUCAAAACCCACCAAAGGCCAGCCCACCCAGCCUCUUCCAAUUCGGACCCUUCUUCUUGUUCUCGCAAUCUUAGUUUUGGUCCACAAGAGAGAAGGAAUGCCAAUUCCACAAGAGGCAGAAAAUGAACAGGUAAAAGAGGGUUUACUUGAUCCAUUAUCAGGGUCAAGAAGUCAGAAUUGGCUUAUCUGCAAACUAAUCCAUUGACUUGCGCACUGACCAAAAAGAACAGAGUGCGUUAAAAGGUCGCAAUGGACAUGCUGAAUCUUGAAGACUCCAGCUAAUCACUUUGACUCUCUAUUUCAACCUUCACAAUCAUUCUUUGCUUUGCUGAUUUCUGCUCUAUUCUCUUCCUUUUAACAAAACAAUGGCGGUGGGCGAGAUCUUUCUUGCGGCAUUCCAUAGGAUUCUGCUGGACUGGUUAACGAGUCAAGCUGGCUACUUUGGAAGCUUGGGAGGAGUUGGCAAAAAGCUGCACAAAUGGAGGGAAACACUGUCCGCAGUUGCAGCGGUGCUCUACGAUGCCGAGGAGAAGGAGCUCACCAGCAAGACAGUGGAGCUUUGGCUGAAUGAUCUCAAACACUUGGCUUAUGAUUUGGAGGAUCUGCUCAACACCUUUUCCAAUGAGAUGUUAGAACGCCAGCUCCUCAAAGUUGACAAAUCUGGCACAAGCAAGAAAGAGAAACUCGGUUUGAAGUACAUUGUGCAUACCUAUACUUCAACAUCACCAUGGCAAAGGAUACCAGGUUCGUAUGUGCUGGACGGACCUGUAGUUGGAAGAGAUGAAGACACAGCAAAGAUUGUUGAAUUGUUGUCCAGAGAUGUUGAUCCCUCUUCUCCCACCCAAUAUCAAGUUGUUGCCAUUGUUGGUAUGGGAGGACUCGGCAAGACAACGCUUGUGGCACAAGUCUUCAAUGAUGUAGCUGCAAUCGAACAGUUUGAUAUCAAAAUCUGGGUUUCAGUGUCUGCUGACUUCAAUCUUGAAAGUGUGACGAGAACUAUUUCUAAGAAAGUCAAAUCUCAGCCAUGUGAUACGGAUGAUUUCUGUCAACUUCAAGAUAAUCUGAGGAAGGACAUAGAUGGUAAAAGGUUUUUGAUUGUUUUAGAUGAUGUGUGGAGCACAUGUGAUUAUGAUUCAUGGACAAAACUUCAAGCUCCCUUUCGUGGUGGAGCUCAUGGAAGUAAGGUAAUGGUGACAACACGUGACGAAAAGUAG